This is a messenger RNA of Acanthopagrus latus (yellowfin seabream), 6301 nucleotides long. RefSeq names its product ectonucleoside triphosphate diphosphohydrolase 3-like. Gene Ontology annotation, cellular component: plasma membrane. The coding region runs from base 33 to 1538 and encodes 501 amino acids. Gene Ontology annotation, molecular function: GDP phosphatase activity; UDP phosphatase activity. Lineage: Eukaryota; Metazoa; Chordata; Actinopteri; Spariformes; Sparidae. The record is from RefSeq and is a predicted model, not a curated record. The transcript is spliced from 9 exons. Gene Ontology annotation, biological process: nucleoside diphosphate catabolic process.
UGGCCUCCAAACAGGAAACGGACGGACGGCAAAUGGGCUACAAGUGUCGCAUAGCAGGGGUGUUGCUACUCCUCUUGACCAGUAUUGCUGCCCUCAUUGCUGUUGCUGUCAUCCAGGACACCUGGAGGUUCAAGGAGUACAGCUUAGAGUAUGGCAUAGUGAUAGACUCGGGUUCGUCUCGAUCCACCGUGUACCUGUACGAGUGGCCAGGAGAGAAGCAGAAUGACACAGGAGUGGUAACGGAGAUAAAGAACUGUAGAGUUGCUGGUGCCGGUAUCUCAGAGAUGAAAGCUGACCCACAGAAAGAUGCAGAGUCGUGGAAAGCAUUCCAAGUCUGCAUGGACAACAUCAUUAAUGCCAUUCCUGCUGCAAAACAGAAUGCCACACCUCUCUACCUGGGAGCUACUGCUGGAAUGAGACUGUUACAUGAGCAGGACGAGAAGAGGUCCAACGCCGUCAUGGCAAGUCUCCGAAAAUACCUAAGUUCUUUGCCGGUUAACUUCAAAGGCGCUUCCAUCAUCACUGGUCAAGAGGAAGGGCUGUAUGGGUGGGUCACUGUCAACUACCUCAUGGGAAACUUAAUCGAGAAAAACAUGUGGAACGCCUAUAUACGCCCAGAUGGGGCAAAGACUGUUGGAUCCAUGGACCUCGGUGGAGCAUCAACACAGAUUGCCUUUGCAAUUACGGAUAAUCUCACAGGCCCAGACUACAUGUCUAUCAAACUGUACGGUUAUCCUUACAAUGUGUACACACACAGUUUCCUCUGCUAUGGCAACAGUGAGGUAGAGAAGAGGAUUCUGGACAAAAUAAUCCAGGAAUCAUCAAACCCAGCCUACAUUAUUAACCCCUGCUUCCCUGAAGGUUAUAACACAACCAUAAAAGCCUCAACCGUUUACAACACAGAAUGCACAAAGAAACCGAGAGGCUACAACCCAGAUCAGGAAUACUUCAUGGUUGGAGUCGCUGACUCAGACAGGUGUUUAAGCAUGGUCAAGUCCAUAUUUGAUUUCGAGACUUGCUCCUCAUCUCAGUGUUCCUUCAAUGGCGUUGAGCAGCCACCUGUCACUGGAGAUUUUAUGGCAUAUGCAGGAUUCUUCUACACUGCUAGGGCGCUGCUGAAAAAUGGCACAGAAGAUUUCAAUCACUUCAAUUUAGAUUUUGAUAAAUUCAAUGCCUCGGUCAAGCAAUUCUGCAACUCACACUGGAAAGUGCUUAAAGAAGAAAAGACAUGGAUCUCUGAUAAAUAUCUUAAGCGUUACUGCUAUUCGGGUCACUACAUGUUCAGUUUGCUGGCAGAUGGAUACAAGUUCGACAAAGUUACCUUUAAAAACAUCAACUUCGCAAAACAGGUAAAGUCAACCAGCAUAGGUUGGAGUUUGGGCUACAUGCUGAACAUGUCCAAUAUGAUCCCAUCUGAAGUGAAAGAAAUCCUCCCCAUGACAAACCCUGUCUUUGCCGGCCUUAUCUUUUUAUUUUCAGCACUAACCAUCGUGACUGUUGUCAUAGUUUUUAUCUUCCUCAUUCGUUCCUGCUUCUGAGAGUUAAACUCUCAGAAAAAUAAGGGGAAAUUAUCUGCCACUGUAAACCUAUGGUGCUGUUGUAAUCCUGUAAGUAGUGUGACAGUAGCAUGUGCAAAGAUACAAAUGAAAAUGUUUUUUUAAUUAUUUUUAUUUUCAGCCUUAGCCAUUUCAAUCCAUAUAGUUUUUUAAAAACUGAAGAAAGAGCCUCACAGUGAGUCCUGUGUAUCCUGCUCGCUUCACAUGAGAGACGAGUUUUCUUGAGACAGUAAAAACACUUCAAAAAAGGUAGCACUGUGGUAAUAAUUUGGUAAUAAUUAGGUAAUAUUUGGAUAACACCAUGUAAUUACCAAAGUAUUGACCAGACAGUAACUUGCUAUGAACAACUAGUAUAUAUGGGUAUGAAUAUUGGACUGAAAUUUAUGUAAGAGGGCAAUAAGGGGCCAACAACAAAGGAUAAUAAGGGCGAAACACAUUAAAAGAUGGUAAUAAGGUAAAACCAUUUAGUAACUGUAAUAUUAUGGUAACAACAUGGUAACCUGAUGGAGCAAUUAGUGUAAUAUUUGUAUUUAAAAUGAUAAUAUAGUGGCAUUAGUAUUAGUAAUAGCCUGAUAAUAAUGAGGUAAUAUAGACUGAUGUUUUCACUAUCUAUAAAGCUAUAGGUUUAACACCUUAAAAAUCAUUCUUGGAAUUCAAAAUUGGCAAUCACCAUAUUAUAAUGCUGUAAAUUAUCCUCCCAUAUGUUCCAUACACCCCCUUCUGUUUCAGGGCAAUACUGAACAAAUGAUCUGUUUAAUAUUGUGACUUGUUACCUGGGAACACUGGUGGUGGUUUCUAUGUAAUAACCAGAAAUCAGGGCUGCAAAAUGCUAAACUACCAGUUUCUACUACAGUCAUUUUCUAAAAUUGAAAACCAAUGGCCAGAGAAACAUACAUGGCAAUUAUACAUUUAAUUUUUAACACCUGGGGAAUUAGUAAUACACAAUUAUCUGUUUUGGGCCCUUUAUUACCCCAUUACAUAAAUUUCAUCCAAUAUAACUCAGAUGUACCCAAUCUUGAUACCAAGCUAAUAUCUGCUUAUUACUUUAGUAAUAAUAAGGUAAUACUCAUGUAACACCAUGUAAUUACCACACUAUAGCCAUGUUAUUACCAUGCUGUAAUGCACUAUGCUAAAAAGUAUUAAAACAUUUAUUUGUUCCUCAGGGAUACUCACAAAGAUUUGAGUGGGUUAGUUUUUCACACUCCAAUAAAUUAAAAUAUUGUUGUUUAACAGGUGAAAAUUAGACACAGUUGUUUACAUGCACCUCACAUAAUUUAGGGCUGCAUUUAGUACCAGCUGUAGAUGGGCAACUGCUGUGUUGUUUAGACAGGUGAAUAAUGAGUUACAGUGAUCUAGAGGGGAGAAAAUGGGGAGUUGUUGAACUAUGUGUCAUGGUAGCACUGGUUUGACCGUGGCAAUAUUUCUGAUUUCUAAAUAAGUUUUAAGACUGUUAAUUUGUUGAUUGAAGUUGAGAUGGCAGUUGAAAACAGUGCUUAGGUUUCUAGCUGCCUGUUUUGUGUUUGUUAGCAGUCCAAUGUGAGGGUAUUAGAAAUAGGAUUUGGGCAAACUACCAGUACUUUUGUCUGUGUUUAGCUGUAGGAAGUUGGAAAACAUCCAGUCUUUAAUGGCAGUAAGGCAGCAGUCCAAAAAGUCCAGGUUAUUGUGGUUUUCAGGAUUGAACGAAUCCUCUAAGUACUAUGCUUGAUCACCAUUCUGUUAUGGUGAUGCAAAAUAUUAAAACAAAGCACAAAAAAAAUAAAAAAAAAUAGAAAAAUACAAAUUUAAGGAGUAAAAUGGCCAACAACAUGGAUAAAUACACCAGACAAAAAGUCAGUGCUCGUUAAACAUCUGUCACUCUAAGUGAGGCUGUUUCGGUACUGUAAACCAGAUUGGAAUUUGCCAAAUAUAUUGUUUCCUAACAUUAUUUCUAAGAGUUGCUUACAAACCACUUUUUCGACAGUUUUUGAGUGUAAAGGCAGCUUAGAUAUGGGACAGUAGUUAUGCUGGAGUCUUGGGUCUAGGUCCAGGCUUGUUCUAAAUAGUCUGGAACAGAGCCAUAUAAACGCGAUUUACCAUGUUGAGAAACCAGGAGGCGAUCACUCUAAAACCUCUUUGAAUAGGGCAGAAGGAAGACUGUCAAGUUUGCAGCCACUGAUAUUAAUACUGCAUACAAUGUCAGCCAAAUCCUUAAGGGUUAUGGGUGUGAGCUUACACACUUAUACACUAGUAACUAAGAGGGUCUGUUGUUCUUUACCAGUGAAUUAAAUACAGAUAAUAAUUCCCUCACUUGUAUUUUGUGAACUGAGUUUCAUGUUUUUCAGCCUACAUUCAGGUCUUCUACAUUCUCUUUUUAGAUUUGUAAUAUUUUCAUGUAUCCAGGGUCUUUGGUUGAAGAUGUGACAUGGCUUCGCUUUUAUGGUUGCUAUUUGGUCAUAGGUUAUUAAGCACAUAGUAUUGAACUAAUUAACCAUGUAAUUUGCAUUGCUGCACUGGGAAAUGCAACAAUGAGCAGUGAAAGCAGCAGCUAAGUCUGCAGAGUUUUUAUUUAAAGCGUGUGUGAACCAUUUUAUGGUCCGAACUCAUUUCUAAACCCAAAGUAAAAGCUAAAUCAGGAGUGUGGCACCGUUCGAGUGUCAGAGAUGAUACAUUCUGCUUCAUAUUAAAAGAUUCACAUGUAGUUAAAAAUUCAGAUGCACAAGAGUUAUUUUGGACGUUGACAUGGAUAUUAAAAUCAUCAGCCAGUAAAAAAUGUGAUCAUAACUGAGAACAACAGAAGAGAUAAAAUCAGAGAAUUGUGAUAGAAAAACUCCUUUUUGUGUUAGGAGGGCAAUAGACGAUAAUACAGCACACAGGGAUAUCAAGAGUAUAUUUGAACAUCAUUACUUCAAAGUUGGGGUUGUUUGUCCACUGAGACUAGGGUACAGUUCAGAUUUAUCUCCAACUACUUCAUUAAGGUUUUUCCCCCUUGUAUUAAAUUUGCAUGUUUAUAUGGGAUCGCACUAAAUGGAUCUGCUUUACUUAAGGUUUUGGGUUGUGUGUGUGUGUUUUUUUUUUUAAUAAAAGCAUCACAGAACACUUGAUUAUACUCUCAUUUCUGACACGAAACAGCGUGAACAAAAACGUAUGUGUGUGUGUGUGUGUCUUUGAGGCGGUAUAAACAUGAUACUCAUUUUCCUUAACACUGUUGUCUUUGCACUGGAGAGAAUUGAACAUGGUUCUCAUGUAAUGCUGUUGGUCCUGUUUUGACAACAGUUUUCUCUAUGUUGAUUGUAUAAUAAACUUUCCUACUACUACCUUGUGUUGCUGUUAUAUAAGAUUGAAGCUUCUGUGCUACAUCUUACACCUCUAUCAUACUGUGUACUUCAUCACCCUCUAGUGGUGCCAUGUCGCUGGUGCAGAACACACGAGAACAGUGUUGACUGUUUGAAAUGUUUUGUUUGUUUUUUUUUAUUGAAAGAUUUGUCUAAAAAGAAAACAAAAAGAAAAAAGAGACAUUUGAAACUACAGCAAUAUCCACUGGUUCUACAGACACUCUCAGAAUCACAAUUUUUGAAAGACAUGGGAGGCAAUGUGACCAAGCAAAUAAAAAAAUAGCAUCAUCAAAGUUAUUUCUGUUGCAUCUUCUUUUACACACCUGUACAAAAAAAUGAUCUCAUAAAUAUUACUUUUUGUUUCUCGCUUUCUCUACUUUCUCCCUUCUCUCAAUAAUUUAUGUUACCAUAGAGGUUUGUAUCUGCUUGAUUUUGGUUGAACCGUUCUUUGUUCUAUGUGUCUGUCUGUUCCUCCGUCAGCUUCCUUUCAUUGGUGGAGGGUCAGGUAGGUGGGGCUUUGAGGGUGUGACCUCAGAGCAGCUAUCAGCCAGGCGAAAGUCCAUUUAUUAUUUUCUCUGUUGGCGUUUGUUCCAUUUAACUCUAUACAAACAAUGCAGAUGCUUAUUUCCAUGUUUUGGGAUGCUUUCAGCUUCAUGGAUGACACAACUAACUGUCUUCAUCUGAACUCAAAAUGGCCAAUUUCUGUCAUUCUGGAGGUGUACCUCUUCCACGCCCACCCAACACAAGACAACCUCAAUCCUCGAUAAUGUAAAGUUAUUUAGCAGCUCACACAUCAAAAGACAAAAAGAAAAGGCAACACAAAAAGAGAAGGAAAAACAAAAUAUCUCUCGUUUUUAGAAUAUACAUGAGCUGAAAUGAUUUUGUUCAACAGAAAAAUGCCCGUUCCUCCAACAGAGGUCAUCGUCUCGCUCACAUUUUAAAUGGCUUGUUUGGCAAGACAGCGGCGUGAAACAGUUUGUUUUUUUUGUUGCUGUUGUUUCUUAGUUUGGAAUUAAACCUAGAGCUAUUUGGAUAGGACUUACAGCCUCUCAGUGUCUACGUCUAGGAUUUGAGAUUGGUCAAUGCAGUCUGAAGACAUGGUUGUUUGGUGUCUACACAGGUUUUCAAAAGUGCACACACCAAUAUUCCACAGGAUUCUAUGCAUUUUCAGCCUCUUUACCACUAAAGUAUAAAAACCUGUUGUCAAUAACAUACCUACCUCCUCCACUUCCCACAGGUCAGUCUGGUCUCUCAACUGAUGUUACGAAUCAUCACCACUUUCGGUCACGUGACAAACAUUCCGUUUGAGGCAGCUGUGUUAAAGACCUACUGCAUGUUUCUCAGUCACUGGUAAAAAUCAUCGCACACACCAACAGCAUGACAAGCAAGAAAAAAAAAUCUCAGUUUCAGAGAUGAAAAAAAAAAAAAAACAAA